GGGGAGCAUGUUCGACUGUAUGGAGGCUCUGGGCCUGGGUCCCCGGCCCCUCUUCGAUGUGUCCAGGCAGGGCGCCUGCAUGCUCAGCAAGCCCACGCCUUACUUCUCCAGGCUGGACCCUUUUGCCUGGGCUGGGACGGGCAGUGUUCAGUGCUGGAGGAUCAAACUUCCUACUUCUCUGCAGCUGAACGGAGAUUUUCCCAAAGAGCACCUUGAGUCUAUUUGUCUUCAGUAAUUAUUUGGAUACCAGUGCAUUAAACACUGUCAGGCUGGCGGUGCUCACUAAUGAUGAUGGAUGAGCAGUCAGGAUGACAAACACCACAGCAGGGCCUGUUUCAACUCGCUGUGGAGCUUUGCCAGAUGCCAGCCUGAAAGACAAAUGUCCACAAAUGCUCAUUAAUCAUGAGAUUUUUUUUCUUUUUCUGUUCUGUGGAUGAAAUUGAGUUCAGGUUCUCUUUUAGCUGGGAAGGUUGGGAGUCAGUCACAUCAUUAAAAAAGAUGAUGAGCAAAUAGAAACACUUAAAAGUGGGAGAAGGGUUUUAAGGAGGGUUGUGUCCCUGAAUAACCCGGUGUCCUCCAUCAUGAGUUUGUUUGGUGUCUAAAAAUUAAAUUAGUGAAAAUGGGUUAAUGCUGAUGAAAUAAUUAUCUCUGCGCUGUAAUAUCCUGAGUUUUUUUUUGUUUGUUUCAUGAAGGAAAUAUAAGACAUUAUUAACACAUAAUUAGUGUUGUUUUCUGGUUUGUUGUCAGAGAUCUUGAUAGACGUGCUCUGUUCAGGCGGCUUCAUGAACACUAAUGCUUUUAAAUCCCAGUAGUUUAAAGUGACAGUGUGUAUUUUCCCUGGCGAUGGGAUGCAGUACAUACUUAAAGCGUUUCAAGCAAGCUGUAUUUUGGUAUUCGUGUAAGACCUUACCAACGGAUGGCCAUUAGGGUCAAAAAUCCCUGGAAGCACAAAUACCAGCAAAAUGACUACAGAUCAGACUCCCUUUCAUCACUGGCAACGAGUGAAGAGGUAAACGUGUAAAACAACGUUUAUAAAUGGAGAACGUUUUUUAACAGCUUGUUACAAAUCAGUAAAUGCUUUUUGUCGGCCAGAGAUUAAGGGCUGGAAUAUAUUUGCUGUUUACCCCAUGGUGGCGCAGGCUGCAUCUUUGUUCACAUACUUGCUGCUACACGGCACAGCACUGCAUGCAGUACUGGAGUGUUCCACUAGGCUGCGCACUAGAGAACUCAGACCGGAUAGAGAGCCGGGUUUGGGGGUACAACCAAAACAAACAUGGCGUCGGUAAAAGGGCUCACUAACUGGUUGAUUUUGAGAUCACAACAGAAUUAAAGACAGCAGUGGUUUCCUUAGAUGGUGUGAAAGUCCUUUAAACCAGAGACGGAGUCACCGUCGUUUGUGUGUCUCGCUCGUUUUGCCAGCUCCACCUACAGGGUACUCGUAUAUUGCAGCAUUCGGACGCGCACAAACAACAAUUCAAAUGAAUGCAAAUAACGCGUGGCAGCCAUUUUAAACAUGUGUCCUUGUCGUUAAACAGCAACUGUAUCACGGCCCUUAGACCCACUCCCAUGUAUUUUGGAUAGGGAUGCACCGAUUUGAAGUUGUUGGGCCAAUAUUAAUGUCACUGUUAAACAGACAGUGUGUAAUUUUAACCAUUAAUCUCUGGAAAUAUUCAUCGAAAUGUUGUAGUAAUUAAAUUAAAAUGUGCCCAGUUAUUGAAAAAUGUAUAAGACAUAACCAUAAAAAUCUGGUCUAAAGUACAUGGAGCUGGUCUAAGUCUCUGGGCGACGCCAUAUUGGGUGCCAUGUUUCUUUCUACGGAAGUCUGUGAGGACAAAACACCUUUACUGAUUUGUAACACAUGGUUACAAAACUUUCACAAUUAAUAAACAUUGUAGUUUUGCACGUUUACCUCUUCACUCGUUGCCGGUGAUGAAAGACAAUCUGAUGUUCUUGUUAUUUUGAUGGAGGUUGCUCUCCCAGGGAUGUUUGACCCUAAUGGCCAUGUGUUGGUAAGGUCUUAUUUGAACACAAAAAUAAUGCUUGCUUGCCGUGAUUUAGGUGUACUCCCCCAAUCUCCAAGGAAACUACACGCUGUCACUUUAAGGCCAAUAACCGAUGUUUGCCGAUACCGAUUUAUGCUUCUGAAAUUAGCAAACUUUGGAUAGACUAAAAUUAUGCAAACAGAAUUUUUGAAUGUUUUGCUAUUUUUCUAUAAAGUGGAAUUUGCAAUAUGUUAUUUACACACACACACACACACACACACAUUUUCGCUUCUGAGAUGAUUACCAUCACUGUCACAGGACUAAACAAUUACACAUCAUCACCCCCUUACCCUAUGAAAGAGAUACACAAACAGAAACAAGAUGGAAAAAUUAUCGGUUGUUAAUAUCGGCUCAGUUUUACUUUUCGGACCGAUGCAGAUAUGUUCAAAAAUGACUAACAUACCAAUAUUGAUGCCGAUAUAUCGUUCAUUCCUAAUUUCUGACCCGAUUUGUAUUGUUAUGUGUUACAAAACUGCCAGUAUUUUUCAACAACUGGGAAUCAUUUAAUUGAUUUUCAACAACAUUCCGACGGAUGUUUCCAGAGAUUAACAGUAAAAACGAAACAUCGUCUCUUUAAAGUAAAACGUUUGUGAGUUUUUGCUCCUUAAAUUAAAAAGUAAAUCUCCACUGGUUUGUUUCUGUUACUUUGUGGGUCCUGAUAAAUGUCAACAUCACUCUGGAGGUCUUGUGACCUUUUUUGUUAAUUAUAUAAAAGAUUUCCAGCGCUGCGUCGGUUCCCAUUCGCUCUCAGAAGGUCGGGGUUUAAUUAGAGCGACGUGCCGGCGGGAUGUGGUAUCUCUGGAUUCUUCAGCCUUCUCUUUUUUAUCUCCCGUCUUUCCGACAUGCAAUGUCUCUCCUGGGUGUUUGUGUUGACGGGGUCAUCUUAGUCAUCUUUUCCUGCAUUUUUCUAACGGCGGGUCAGUUCAUCACCUCUCUGCCUUCCUUUGUUUUGGAGGCAGGAGGAAUUAAAGGAAGCAGCCCGCUCUCGUGUGCACCUUCCAGCAGAAGUGUUUGUUUUUUACUCGCGUGUGGAUCGCCUCGCACGCCUCGUGUUGGAUAACAGAGCACGUUUAAUGAUUUCAUUACAACCGGAAAGGCUCAAUUAGGAGAUUUAGUCGGUGUGGGCGGGUGGAAGGGGAAGAAUGGCAGGAUGAAGCUGGAAUUUGGGAUUCAAGGUGUUUUAGGCCUGGAGGGGAAACACUUCUCCCCUCUUCACUGAUAAUCUCCUUUUUCCCCUGGCAUCCUCUUUAAGGGUGUCUCUUCAAAGCGUGUCAAACAAUGGGCCUUUAUAUCAUCUGAUAGGAGGAGCUCCGUUAGUUACAACACAAUAGGGAGAAGCUGAUGAAGACAAGGUGUGAUUUAUUAACGAGCUUUUAGUGAAACUGUUGUGAUUUCUCUUAACGGGUCUCCACUGAACGUGAGCUUUUUAUGACACCUUGAAAUUCUUCUCUGCUGACUUUGUGCCUCAAAUAAACAAAUAAACAAACAAACAAACAGUAAUAAGACCAGAUUCAGGUUGCAGCUGUUCCUGGUGGUUAAGAGCAACCUAAACUUUCUGUUUCAGUCUAAUCAGAGUUGGACUGUUUUAGCUUCAACAGACAUUUCUGGAGCUGGAGACGUGGUGGAGACACUGGGAUUGGACCAGCAACUCUCAUCUUUCUUGCUCCAAAGCCAGCAAAGACGCUGCAUUCAGUGUUCUAUGAAAUACGGUGGAGACCCAGAGCACCAGUUCAGAGGAGAUGGUGCCCAGCUCUCCCUCUCCUCCUCCCCCUCCGCGGGUCUACAAGCCAUGCUUCGUGUGCCAGGACAAGUCAUCUGGUUAUCACUACGGAGUGAGCUCCUGUGAGGGCUGCAAGGGGUUUUUCCGACGCAGCAUCCAGAAGAACAUGGUGUACACCUGCCACAGAGACAAGAACUGUCAGAUUAACAAAGUGACGCGGAACCGCUGCCAGUACUGCCGGCUGCAGAAGUGCUUUGAGGUUGGCAUGUCCAAAGAAGCGGUGCGUAACGACAGGAACAAGAAGAAGAAGGAUGUUAAGGAGGAGGUGGUUCUCCCGGAGAACUACGAGCUCAGCGGAGAGCUGGAGGAACUGGUGAACAAAGUCAGCAAAGCUCACCAGGAGACCUUCCCGUCUCUGUGCCAGCUAGGAAAAUACACCACGAACUCCAGCGCUGACCACCGGGUGCAGCUGGACUUGGGCCUGUGGGACAAGUUCAGUGAGCUUUCCACUAAGUGCAUUAUAAAGAUUGUGGAGUUUGCCAAGCGGCUACCAGGCUUCACCACGCUCACCAUCGCUGACCAGAUCACCCUCCUCAAAUCUGCAUGUCUGGACAUUCUGAUGCUGAGGAUAUGCACCCGCUACACUCCGGAACAGGACACCAUGACGUUCUCCGAUGGGCUGACCCUCAACAGGACCCAGAUGCACAACGCUGGCUUCGGCCCUCUCACGGAUCUGGUGUUCGCCUUCGCCGGUCAGCUCCUGCCUCUGGAGAUGGAUGACACAGAGACGGGGCUCCUCAGUGCCAUCUGUCUGAUCUGUGGAGACCGAAUGGACUUAGAGGAACCAGAGAAGGUGGACAAGCUCCAGGAGCCGCUGCUGGAGGCUCUGAAGAUCUACACCCGCCGCAGACGCCCAAACAAGCCUCACAUGUUCCCACGCAUGCUGAUGAAGGUCACCGACCUCCGAGGAAUCAGCACCAAGGGUGCAGAAAGAGCCAUCACCCUGAAGAUGGAGAUCCCCGGCCCCAUGCCUCCUCUGAUCAGGGAGAUGCUGGAGAACCCGGACGUGUUUGAGGACAGCAGCGACUCCAGCGACAGCGCCACGGCGGCUCCGCCCGCCGUUCAGGACAUCAAGCAGGAGGACAAGUCCACGUACGAGUCGGCCUUCGAGGAGGAGGAGGAGGAAGAGGAAGACGACUACUGGGAAGAGGAGAAGGAGUGGGGAGCGGACAGUGAUGGCGAGCCGUGGGGGGAGGCGUCAGCAGCGACCACACAAAAGAAAGCAGGGAAAACGCAGUGAGUUGCGUCUCUCUGAGCCUCAGCGUCUGGUGGCAGAAUCGUCCCUGCAGAUGUGUCUAAUCCCUAAUCUGUAUGCUGACGAUGGCGGGUUGAAUUCAGAAUAGGAAACUGAAGAAGAUGAAGCACUACAUCCAGUGGCUCCACGAGGGCCCCGAUAACAAAGUCAGUGUGUGUGUCUGACCAUUAAAGGGCUAUGCUUUGUAUAAAAUUGAUGGUAAAAAUAUGACUGAACUCUACGUGGCGUUCACGUGCUGCCCCAAAAAAAAGUCUUCUCAGAACGACCUGUAUUACUUCUCAGAGACGUGCAACUAUUUUUUCAGUGUUUUUUCUAAACGUGUAACACUUUUCUCUUUCUGCCUCCGUGGACCUUCUCGUUUCGUUUAUCUUCCACCUGGUUUCUGACUUUUCUGCUUCAUCGAACAAGUUCAUCAACAACAGCGGGACAAACAGACGGGAGGUCAUGAGCAGGACUCCACAAAGUCAGUCUGUCAGUCUUCAGCUGCUGCUCGAGAGCCAAAGAAAACCCAACAAAUCUGCACCUCUUGGCCAAAAUACUCAUGCAGAGCAACACCUACCUGCUAAAAACCUGCAAGAGUGGAUUUAUGAUCAUCGCUCGUACUCUCACGUAUCUGUUCGACAUUUUCUCCCAGAAUAAAAACUCUGAGCUUCUCUCACAACAGAGAAGAAAUUAUUUAAGGCUGCAGCUCCAAACCUGGCAGAAAAUCAGAAUAAUAAUAAAUAAAGGAUCCUAAAAAGAGUGCAUGAAUAUUUGAACCUUUUCAAUAAAAACUCAGGUGUGUGUGUGUGUGCAAAGCAUGCCGCAGCAUCUGUUAAACAGUGUUUUUUUAAAUAAAGAAAACAGAGUUUUAGCACAUUUCUCCUCUUGAUGAACUCAGAACGUGGAGCUUCAGAAAAACAGAUGUUUGUAACAUUUCUCUACUUCUGGUAUUAAUGCUAUGGACAUUUUUAUAAAUCUCAUUUGGUUUCCAUGAUGGACUUGAAUGAAUGUGCUUCGUUACAUCACCUGUUCACAACUACAGUUUAAAACUAAAGAUGUGGAACAUUUGAACAUUAGGAAGUCAUUUGAAGGGACAUAAAACAGAGGUUUUCGUUUUAUUUAAAAAAAUGAUUACAGGAGAUAAACUGAUAAAUAUCAAUCCAUGUUGUCAUCACUCUUAAUUAAAAGGCCUGUCAGUUUGGUUGUGGGUCCGCAGAUCCCAGCGUGUGAGCUCAGUGAGCGGUGCUGUAACAAAACUAGAGAUUAUAUCGUUUUUAUAGAAAGAUUACACAAAAACAAGCUUGAACACGUAAAAUAUGUCUAGUUUAAAAUCAUUUUUGGGUCAAGUCUGCGUUUUACUUUCAUCCAACCCAAAAAGUUUUAGUUUUUGUGGAACUUAAAAGUCUCAGCCUUCGUCUGUCUCACUUGUAAUUUUCAGCUCUUUUCUGCUCUUAAUGUCAAAUAUUUAGCGAAGUUUCGACAUCACACAAUAAUCAGGAUAUUUGUAAUGAAUCUGUUUGUUUUUCUGAACUUGACUUGGUGCAAUAAAUGAAUCAGCCAUUAAAAGAGGUCGCCGAGGCCUCUGCUCUUUACACGUGAACAUAAAAAAUACAUAAUUAAAAGACCAAAGACAGAGUCUGACGCUGAGGAGCUCCUGAUUUAUGAUCCAUUUUUCUUUAUAUUUUGCUGGAUUAUUUUUUUUGUGUGUGUUAAAAUGAUGAAGCAGAACUUUAUUUUUUUUUCUCCACUUUUUACUGCAAACACUUUGUCUCCAUGUUCAGGGAUGUCUUCAUAGAUCCUCUAAUAAAACACCUUUGAUGCUCUCGGCUGCACAAAGAAGCUGGGUCCACGUGUUCUGGUUACAUUUUUAUAAGAAGCUAAAAGGACGUUUGCUUUUUUACCGUUUGCUUUUAUGUUUUGUUGUUGGUUCUUGUAUUUUGAUAAAAGCUCUUUUUGUUCUCAGA
Molecule: messenger RNA, 7023 nt
Organism: Nothobranchius furzeri (turquoise killifish)
Lineage: Eukaryota; Metazoa; Chordata; Actinopteri; Cyprinodontiformes; Nothobranchiidae
Source: RefSeq, a predicted model, not a curated record